GACGCAGGCCGCAGGGACGCCUCGAGAGCAGAAAGCCAGAAACCAAACGCCACCAGUCCACCGGCGCUUCCGUGCGGCUCAAGUUCGUCCGUGGCGCGUCUCCCUCCAUCAGGGCGGGAUCCAAAGUCCGAAGGAAGUCCAAUCACUCACCAAACUCGCAUCGAUCGUCUCUCCACUCCCCCGCCGCCUCCUUCGCUCCUUCCGCCCAAAACCCCCCCGCCGCCGACUCGCCGAUUCGAUCCUGCUCCAAGAUGCUCGCGCCGCUCCCGCGCUUGACGUGCUCUCUCCGCGCCCACUUCGACGCCGACCAGGCCUAUCUCCUCCGCAAGGCCGUGCUCCAAGCCCGCAUUCCCCCAAGGCCGCAUGACGAGUGGGAGCUCGCCCGGAGGAUCGUGCCCAACUGGGACGACGCUCCCAGCGAUGUGCGUCAGGCGUAUAAGCAAUUUAUCGGCGCAGUGGUGGAGUUGUUGAAUGGGGAGGUGGUGUCUGAGGAAUUCCAGCAGGUUGCUCAGUCUGUGUAUAGGUUGUUUGGUGGUAAUGUUGCGCAGUUUGGCGCUGCUGCGAAGUCCCUUGAGAAAAGGAAUGAAUUGGAGAGCCUUGUGGGCUACAGUGUGCAAGAGUCAGUUUUAAAAAAGCUAGCUCAGUUUGCUCAGAAGCUACAUUCCCUUCAAGGGGUGAGCAUUCAGGAAUUUGUUCAAGAAGACAAAAAGGAUGCAGCUGGAGAUGAUACAAGUGAAUUCGGGGCAAGCUUUGAUUUCAAAGCACCUUCUCGUUUCAUUAUUGAUGUCACUCUUGAUGAUGACCUACCCUUUGGAAGUGGUGUGUUAAUACCAUUUGAAAACGAGCUGGAUGAUGCCUGCAGCACAUCCAUAAACUGUAAUUCAACUGCUUCUGGGGGUUCUGUGAAUUUGAGGUGGCUAAAAGAUCAGUGUGAUCUAAUUACUAGAAGUGGUGGCUCAAUGCUCUCGGGAGAUGAACUUGCAAUGGCUUUGUGCAGAGUGCUCCGUUCACAUAAAGCGGGCGAUGAGAUAGCUGGUGAACUGUUGGACCUGGUCGGGGAUGCUGCCUUUGAAAUAGUUCAGGAUCUUCUUUCACAUAGGAAAGAGCUAGGGGAUGCUAUUCAGCAUGGAUUGACAAUAUUGAAAUCGGAAAAGCUGUCUUCGAGUAAUCAACCAAAGAUGCCAUCAUAUGGCACACAGGUAACAGUACAAACAGAGUAUGAGCGUCAGCUUGAGAAGAGUAAGAGGAAAGAGGGAAGACGUGCUAAACGUGGUGCAGAACAUGGAACAAAUGAUAUUGGUGCUGAUGAUUUCUCAUCCCUUCUUCUCGCAAGUGAAAGAAAGCAGCCAUUUGAUGAUAUGAUCGGUACUGGAGAAGGGGAAAGUAGUUUUACAGUAACUUCUCUCCCUCAAGGAACCACAAGGAAACAUAUGAAGGGGUAUGAAGAAGUGAAAAUUCCACCAACUCCAACAGCGCCAUUGAGACCCAAUGAGAAACUGAUUGAAAUAAGAGAAUUGGAUGAUAUCGCCCAAGCUGCCUUCCAGGGAUACAAGUCACUCAACCGUGUUCAGAGUCGUAUUUUUCAAGCGACAUACAACACCAACGAGAAUAUUCUAGUUUGUGCUCCGACAGGUGCUGGCAAAACGAAUAUUGCAAUGAUCGCAGUUCUUCAUGAGGUUAAACAGCACUUCAGGGAAGGCAUUUUGCAUAAAAAUGAGUUCAAGAUAGUCUAUGUUGCACCAAUGAAGGCAUUGGCUGCAGAGGUAACCGCAACAUUCGGUCGUCGAUUAUCUCCAUUGAACCUGGUUGUUAGAGAACUUACAGGCGACAUGCAGUUGACCAAAAAUGAGAUUGAGGAAACACAGAUGAUAGUGACUACUCCUGAGAAGUGGGACGUCAUUACGCGCAAAAGCAGUGACAUGUCACUGUCAAUGUUGGUCAAGCUGAUAAUCAUUGACGAAGUGCACCUGCUAAAUGAUGAUAGAGGGUCAGUAAUUGAGACACUAGUUGCUCGAACUCUUCGUCAGGUUGAAUCCAUGCAAUCAAUGAUUCGCAUUGUUGGCCUAUCUGCUACACUGCCUACUUACUUAGAGGUUGCGCAAUUUCUGAGGGUCAAUGCGGACACUGGCCUUUUCUACUUUGACUCAAGUUACCGUCCAGUUCCUCUUGCUCAACAGUACAUUGGAAUCACUGAAAGGGAUUACGCCAAGAAAAAUGAACUUUUCAAUAGUCUCUGCUAUGAGAAGGUUGUGGAGGCCAUUAAGCAAGGUCAUCAAGCACUGGUUUUUGUUCAUACCCGCAAGGAUACCGGGAAAACCGCUAGAACCCUAAUUGAUCUAGCUGCAAAAUCAGGGGAAUUGGAGUUAUUUUCAAAUGCAGACCAUCCCCAAUAUUCAUUAAUCAAGAAAGAUGUUGGUAAAGCUAAAAGUCGUGAAGUUGUAGAAUUUUUCGAAUCUGGAUUUGGCAUACAUAAUGCUGGAAUGAUACGUUCUGACAGAAGUUUGAUGGAGCGCUUGUUUUCCGAUGGUCUCUUGAAAGUCCUUGUUUGUACAGCAACAUUGGCUUGGGGAGUGAACUUACCAGCUCAUACAGUUGUUAUAAAGGGCACACAACUUUAUGAUGCUAAAGCUGGCGGAUGGAAAGAUCUGGGGAUGCUCGAUGUGAUGCAGAUCUUUGGACGAGCUGGGAGGCCACAGUUUGAUAAAAGUGGUGAAGGAAUUAUUAUCACGACACAUGACAAGUUGGCUUAUUACUUGAGAUUAUUGACUAGUCAGCUUCCGAUAGAAAGCCAGUUCCUUGGAUCUUUGAAAGAUAAUUUGAAUGCCGAGGUUGCCUUGGGUACUGUAACCAAUGUCAGGGAGGCCUGUGCCUGGCUUGGCUAUACAUACUUGUUUAUAAGAAUGAAGACUAAUCCUCUUGUGUAUGGGAUAACUUGGGAAGAGGUGAUUGGAGAUCCUUCCAUGGGUGCCAAGCAACGAGCAUUUAUUAUUGAUGCUGCACGUGCGCUAGACAAGGCUAAAAUGAUGCGCUACGACGAAAAGAGCGGCAACUUCUACUGCACAGAGCUAGGUCGAAUUGCUAGCCACUUUUAUCUUCAGUACUCCAGUGUUGAGACAUACAACGAGAUGCUUCGUCGUCACAUGAGUGAAAGUGAGGUGAUCAAUAUGGUGGCCCAUUCAUCUGAAUUUGAAAAUAUUGUAGUCAGAGAAGAAGAACAAGACGAAUUAGAAACACUUGCAAGGAAAGCAUGCCCAAUGGAAAUUAAGGGUGGGCCGACUGACAAGCAUGGAAAAAUUUCAAUUCUGAUUCAGGUUUACAUCUCCCGUGCUUCAAUUGAUAGCUCAUCCUUACACUCAGACGCCCAAUAUAUUAGUCAAAGCUUGGCUCGCAUUAUGAGGGCGUUAUUUGAGAUUUGUCUGCGUCGAGGGUGGUCUGAGAUGACUUCAUUAUUAUUGGAAUAUUGCAAGGCUGUGGAUCGCAAAAUAUGGCCACAUCUCCAUCCACUUAGGCAGUUCGAGAGGGAUCUUUCCCCUGAGAUAAUGUGGAAACUCGAGGAAAGAAAUGUGGACCUGGAUCGUCUUUAUGAGAUGGAGGAUAAGGACAUUGGAGCUCUGAUUCGUUAUUCUCAUCAGGGAAGGAUAGUUAAGCAGUAUGUUGGAUACUUCCCAUAUGUCAACUUAUCUGCUUCUGUGAGUCCAAUCACCAGGACUGUUCUUAAAGUGGACCUGCUUAUAACUCCUGAAUUCGAGUGGAAGGAUCGUUAUCAUGGCAUGUCAGAACGAUGGCUGAUUAUCGUGGAGGAUUCUGAAAAUGAUACUAUAUAUCAUUCAGAGCUCUUCACACUAACAAAGAGGAUGGCAAGAGGGGCACCUACAAAGAUAUCUUUUAAUAUACCGAUCUUUGAGCCUCAUCCGCCGCAGUACUAUAUCCGAGCCAUAUCAGACUCCUGGUUACAUGCAGAGUCACUCUUUACUGUCUCUUUUCAUAAUCUUACAUUGCCACAGACACAAAUAACACACACUGAACUUUUGGACUUGAAGCCUCUUCCACUAAGCGCUCUUGGCAACAAAACUUAUGAAGAUCUGUACAGAUUUACCCAUUUCAAUCCGAUACAAACACAGGCUUUCCAUGUUCUUUAUCACACUGAUACCAAUGUACUCUUGGGAGCUCCAACGGGAAGUGGAAAGACGAUUUCUGCCGAACUAGCAAUGCUUCAUCUUUUCAACACCCAACCAGAUAUGAAGGUAGUUUACAUUGCUCCUCUAAAAGCUAUAGUGCGAGAACGGAUGAAUGAUUGGAGACAACGGCUUGUAACUCAGCUUGGGAAGAAGAUGGUCGAGAUGACUGGUGACUUUACACCUGAUAUGAUGGCACUAUUAUCAGCUGAUAUCAUAAUUUCUACCCCUGAAAAGUGGGAUGGGAUUAGUCGCAGUUGGCACAGUAGAAGUUAUGUUAUGAAGGUUGGACUCAUGAUAUUAGAUGAGAUACAUCUUCUUGGAGCUGACCGUGGGCCUAUUCUUGAGGUCAUUGUGUCAAGAAUGCGAUACAUAUCAUCACAAACGGAACGUUCAAUUCGAUUUGUUGGUUUAUCAACAGCAUUAGCCAAUGCUCGUGACUUGGCUGAUUGGUUGGGUGUCAGAGAUGAUGGUCUAUUUAAUUUCAAGCCCAGUGUGCGGCCGGUACCUCUUGAAGUGCAUAUUCAGGGAUAUCCUGGGAAGUUCUACUGCCCGAGAAUGAAUAGCAUGAAUAAACCAGCAUAUGCAGCCAUAUGUACUCAUUCACCUGAUAAACCAGUUCUCAUUUUUGUGUCAUCACGUCGACAAACAAGACUUACAGCUCUUGAUCUUAUUCAGCUUGCGGCAUCAGAUGAAAAACCAAGGCAGUUCCUUAGCAUGGCAGAUAACUCUCUAGACAUGAUUCUUUCACAAGUCACUGACAGCAAUUUGAGACAUACGCUUCAGUUUGGAAUAGGUCUGCAUCAUGCAGGUCUAAAUGAUAGAGAUAGAUCCUUGGUCGAGGAACUCUUUUCAAACAACAAGAUUCAGGUGCUGGUAUGCACUAGCACACUGGCUUGGGGUGUCAAUCUUCCAGCUCACCUGGUCAUAAUCAAGGGUACUGAAUUCUAUGAUGGGAAAACAAAAAGAUAUGUCGAUUAUGUUAUCACAGAUAUUCUGCAAAUGAUGGGUCGUGCAGGCCGACCACAAUAUGACCAACAUGGCAAGGCUGUUAUUCUCGUACAUGAACCAAAAAAGAGCUUUUAUAAGAAGUUCCUCUAUGAACCAUUCCCAGUUGAAAGUAAUCUGAGGGAGCACUUGCAUGACCACAUAAAUGCAGAGAUUGUUUCUAGCACAAUCGGUAAUAAAGAGGAGGCAAUUAUUUAUCUUACUUGGACUUACCUAUAUCGCAGACUGGUUGUUAAUCCAUCUUACUAUGGAUUGGAAGAUACUGAAACAUAUACCUUGAAUUCUUACCUCUCGAGGUUAGUGGAAACUACAUUUGAAGAUUUGGAAGACAGUGGAUGCAUAAAAGUGGAUGACCAUUCUGUGGAGUCCUUGAUUUUGGGGAAAAUAGCGUCACAAUAUUACCUUAGUUACCUUACCGUCUCAAUGUUUGGGUCAAAUAUUGGUCCCAGUACAUCACUGGAAGCCUUUGUGCACAUACUAUCCGCUGCAGCGGAAUUUGAUGAGCUUCCUGUACGUCAUAACGAGGAUAACUUGAAUCGAACACUCUGUGAAAAGGUCCCUUUUUCAGUUGAUCAGCACCGCCUCGAUGACCCACAUGUUAAGGCUAAUUUACUCUUUCAGGCACACUUCUCCAGAGCAGAAUUACCUAUUAGUGACUAUAUCACUGACUUGAAAUCAGUUCUUGAUCAGAGCAUACGUAUUAUACAAGCAAUGAUUGACGUAUGUGCCAACAGUGGAUGGCUUUCAAGUGCAUUGACUUGUAUGCAUCUAUUACAAAUGAUCAUACAGGGUCUCUGGUUUGAGAGAGAUUCAUCACUUCGCAUGUUACCAUCCAUGAGUGAUAGUCUUCUAGUUCAUCUUAAAGGUAGAGGAGUUUCAACAGUUCCGACCUUGCUCAGUUGUUCUCGUGAAGAAUUACAUAAGUUGGUUCAACCGUUUGCUGCUUCAGAGUUGUAUCAGGAUCUGCAACAUUUCCCUCGCCUCGAUGUAAAAGUUAAUCUACAGGGUGAAGAUAAGGAGCAGUCCAAACCUCCAAUGUUGAACAUCAGAAUGCAAAUAAAAAAUUCACGGCGCUCAUCGAGAGCAUUUUCGCCUAAAUUCCCCAAGGCAAAACAAGAAGCUUGGUGGCUAGUCCUAGGGAAUGUUGCAAGCUCAGAGCUAUAUGGUCUGAAAAGAAUUAGUUUUACAGAUCGUGUCCUUAGCACUCGCAUGAAAUUGCCACAGAUGUUUGAUGUCCAGGAAACGAAGCUGAUUGUGGUGUCAGAUUGCUACCUUGGGUUUGAUCAGGAGAUCUCUCUUGGGCAUCUAGCAAAGGUUGUCUGACUCUUCGGCUGGCUAGCAGAGUUGCUAAUGGAAUCCAGAUAUAUUCACUCAAAAUUGAAUUCUGUUCUUGCCAUCACAUCCUUUUGUGAUAUUAACAUACAGUAUUAGCAUAAUAACGAAUACCAGUGUAUAUAUUACCGUUCUACAUAUCAAAUGUGGUCAUUAAUUGGCAUUGGUAAUAAAAGGAAGUACAUAUGUACUACCUCCGUUUCAUAAUUCUUGUCCCAAAUUUGCCCAAAAAUGAAUGUAUCUAUUUUUUUCAAACGUCUAGAUACAUGUAAUAUUGAAUUAUGGAACGGAGGGAGUAUUAGUUUAACCUUGGCCCCGCGACUACCAAGAUAAAAAAUGUUAACAGUUCAUUGGAACUGAACUUGA
Molecule: messenger RNA, 6881 nt
Organism: Brachypodium distachyon (stiff brome)
Lineage: Eukaryota; Viridiplantae; Streptophyta; Magnoliopsida; Poales; Poaceae
Product: DExH-box ATP-dependent RNA helicase DExH14
Exons: 49
Coding region: 252-6506 (2084 amino acids)
Molecular function (GO): ATP hydrolysis activity; ATP binding; nucleic acid binding
Source: RefSeq, a predicted model, not a curated record